CGGUGAAAUAACAUUUUCCGCCAGUCGAAUUUUAUUUAAAAUAUGCAUCGUAUUAACCUUCGUAUCCCCUUGGAAAAAUCGCGGCGCGACUAUCGCUAAUUACUAUGUAACAUUGUUAUCAAUAAAGAAUAAACUGCCGAUAUUUCGAUAAAAACAUCGAUAUGAAUCUGAACACUUUAUACACUAACGAAUUAUUACAAUUUAGGCAAAUAAGCUGUAACUGUAAUAGUCAAUUAAGUCGAACCGAUGGGAUCAAUUUAAUUCAUUUUUUUCUAUGACAGCCAACGGUUCGGAUGUGGGUAAUUCUAAUUCUACACCAUGAGUGACGCCAAAAAAUUUAAUAUCGACGAAAAGUUCACGUUGGAGAAAAAUGAACUGUAUUCCUUGCUCAGUAUUAACAACAAAGAUGAGAAACCUUCAACGUUCGAGGAGGCAGUCCGAAAAACUGGUUUCGGAAAAUUUAACAUUGCACUCAUGGUGUUCACUUUCUGUGGAAUAUUCUCACCGAUGUUCGAAACAACUACAAUGUCUUAUAUUUUUGCUUCUGCACAAUGUGAUUUAAAUUUAUCUUUACAAGACAAGGGGUACUUAAAUUCUGCUGUAUACGCUGGUAUGAUCUCAAGUUCGUUUAUAUGGGGGUUUCUUUUGGACACGUUUGGAAGAAGAAAACUGAUGGUUUGCGGCUAUUUCUUAGAUGCCACUUUCGUAUUUAUUAGCGCUUUUUCUCAAAGCUUUACAAUGUUAAUUCUCUGUAAAUUUUUGGGUGGCAUAAUAAUUAAUGGUCCAUUUUCGGCAAUGACGGCCUAUUUGAGUGAAUUCCAUUCCUCUUUAUACAGAUCGAGAAUACAACUGGUGAACGGGUCUUUAACCAGCAUGGCUCAGAUUGUUUUGCCACUUUUGGCAUGGGGAAUAUUGCCAUUACCAAUACAUUGGACUCCGUUUAGUGGAAGUAACGAGAUGCACUCUUGGAAUCUGUUUCUUUUGAUAACUGGUUUGUGCCCCUUCAUAAGCGGCAUUAUAUUUUUCUUUUUGCCCGAGAGUCCCAAAUAUUUAAUGACGUCAGGAGAAAAUGAUAAAGCCAUGAAAGUGCUGCAGAGAGUGUACAGUUGGAACACGGGAAAUCCACCUGAAUCCUAUCCAGUUAAAGAAUUAAUCCAAGAAAUUCAAGUUAUUGAUAAUGAUGAUGAGGAUGGUUCAGUUAUAGAUUACAGGUCAAAAUUGCAUGCAGUAAACGAAGGAUUACAAAAUUUGACGCCUUUGUUUAAAUCUCCUUAUAUAGGAAAGUUUCUUCUCAUUGCUAUCAUUGAAGUCAUGUUUUUGACGAGUUUAAACAUGUUAAGACUGUGGACUCCGCAAUUAUUUCAAGCUUUAGAAGACUAUAAAAUGGAGAAUAAUGGAUCAACUUCCGAUUUGUGUACCAUGUUAGAAGUACUAAAACCCAAAUCAGCGGCUGAUACUUGCAUUCCACAAAAUGUCGGUAAACCCAGUGUAUACAUAAAUUCAAUAUUGGUAGCAUCGCUAGCUAUUACAUGCUAUAUUGUAACAGGAUCAGUAAUUCAUGUUAUGGGAAAGAAGAAAAUGUUGCUUAUCCUAGCAGCUAUUGGAUCCGUUUCGUGUAUUUCGCUAUAUUAUGCGAAAGGUGUUAUAAUUACAACAAUGUUGACAGCACUAUUUAUAUCCUGCGGUAACGUAGGUGGCAACAUCGUUUUAGCUGUUGCCAUAGAUGUUUUUCCUACAAGUUUAAGGGCCUUUGCAGUAUCGUUGAUAAUGGCAAUCGCCAGGUGUGGAAUCAUGAGUGGGAAUGUAAUAUUUCCAAUGCUAUUGAAAGCAGGAUGUGCGCCGCCAUUUUUUGUAGUUGGAGGAGCCAUAGCAGUUGGAGGUUUGCUCACCUUGCUGCUUCCGAAUACAGAAAAUAAACCACUGCAAUAAACCAUUAGAUAAAUCAAUUCUUAUUUUUGAGAAUGUUGACUGUAAUUUGUGAUUAUCUAGAUUAAAUAUAUUGUAUUAUUUAUUUUUUUAUAACGAGUAAAGUUUUUACUUAAUUUUUUGUUUUCUUUGUAUGUAUUGUCCGAAAAUGCCUAAUCCGACCCUGUGUCUAAAGCAAGCGCGACCUUCAGCUGGUACACGACUCAUGCUCGAGGCGACGGAACAUUCAGGAAUGCCGCUGACGCACUAGAAAUUGCUAGAACGGGCGGAGAGUGCUGUUGAGUCAGAGAUGAAAUUUUUGGGAACGUCUAGAGUAUUCUGGUUACAGAGUUGGCUUGAUAUAAAUAUCGCGAGUUUGAAGACAGCAGUCAGUUGAUUAUAGUUAGUUUAGUAUAGAGUAUUGGAAUUAAAAGUUAAAUUGUAAUAAAUAAAUUAGAAUUGUUAGUUAAUGUCUAAGUAUUAUAUAAAUUAAUGUCUUAAAUAAAUUGUAAAUAGUGUGUUUUAAAUAAAUAAACUAUAAAUAAAUUAGACUAUCGUUAUAGUAUCAUCGAGAUACAAUGAAGUAGAGACCAUAAACACGAUUUUGCAAUAUGACAGAUGGGCGCUGGUAUCUGAUAUAUAUUUUUUAAAUUUUUAAAAAAUAUGAAAAUGAAAAAAAAAUUAUAAGUAGGCGAGUAAUUAUUUAUAAUAAAAGAAUUUUUUGUUUAUGGUUUUUCAUCUUAUUUUUUUAAAAAACAAUAAAUAAUGAAAAAUUAUUGUAUUCUAAUAUUUUUUUGUCUAUAAUGUCAUUUUAUUUUUAUCAUCCUAUUAAAUAGAUAAAUGG
This is a messenger RNA of Psylliodes chrysocephalus, 2749 nucleotides long. The record is from the annotation of a GenBank genome assembly. NCBI's taxonomy places the organism in Eukaryota, Metazoa, Arthropoda, Insecta, Coleoptera, Chrysomelidae.